Messenger RNA from Vicia villosa (hairy vetch), 1959 nucleotides. Its product is annotated as APO protein 1, chloroplastic. Bases 169 to 1431 code for a protein of 420 amino acids. NCBI's taxonomy places the organism in Eukaryota, Viridiplantae, Streptophyta, Magnoliopsida, Fabales, Fabaceae. The transcript is spliced from 3 exons. The record is from RefSeq and is a predicted model, not a curated record. Gene Ontology annotation, molecular function: RNA binding.
ACAAAAUAUGGGAUUGUAAUCUAAUUACUAAAGCUCGGUUUUUCGUUUAUCAGAAAACUCAGCACCUUUGUAUCAAAAACAAAACCGAGUCUCACUGAGUUCAACUCGCCGGAAAAUACAGCCGGAGUUCGCCGUCGGCGGCCAGAAACUGUGAGAAAGUCAUACAGUAUGGAGUUUAUUGGGUCCUACCACUUAUCAGCUUCUAACUCAUAUUCUCCCGCUUUCAAGUUCAAGUGUCAACAAUUCGACAAGUGUAGAUUGACAUUACCUGGAGUUAUACUUUGUGCCAAUCGGAAGCUUAGACCUGACGAAUAUGUGUGGAGACGAAAUCAGUCAACCCAAAAUGUUGACUUCCCACCAAAGUUACCAAAGAAGAAGAAGAAACCAUUCCCUAUUCCCUUUAAAGAAAUCAAACAGUCUGGAAAGUUGGACAAAAAACUUGCUAGCAAGGGAAUAGAGAAACCUCUUGAACCACCAAAGAAUGGUUUGCUUGUUCCAGACCUAGUUCCCGUUGCUUAUGAAGUAUUUGAUGCUUGGAAGCUUUUGAUUAAAGGUCUUUCCCAGCUAUUGCAUGUCAUUCCUAUAUAUGGCUGUAGUGAAUGCUCGGAAGUACAUGUGGCUAAGACCGGUCACGGCAUUCUAGAUUGUGAAGGUCGUACGAGUUCAACGCGUCAUAGUUCUCAUGCAUGGGUCAAGGGUUCCAUCAAUGAUAUACUUGUCCCAAUUGAGUCGUAUCAUCUCUUUGAUCCAUUUGGUAAGCGCAUUAUGCACGAUACACGGUUUGAAUACGAUCGGAUUCCAGCUGUUGUUGAGCUCUGCAUUCAAGCCGGUGUAGACAUCCCUGAGUAUCCUUCGCGGAGAAGGAAUAAUCCCAUACGAAUGUUAGGGAGGAGAGUACUCGACAGAGGCGGUCAUUUAGAGGAGCCUGAGCCAUUUCACUUUGCCGACUCCUCUUCCAUAAACGACUUUGAUACUUAUAGAGCCUGUGAGCGAUUUCCCUGUCCACCAUUGUCAAACGUACCUAAAAUCGCCCAAGAAACGAUCAACGCAUAUCAAAUUGUUAGAAAAGGUGUCAGGAAGUUGAUGAAGAAAUACACAGUGAAAGCGUGCGGCUAUUGCUCGGAGGUUCAUGUUGGACCGUGGGGUCACAACGCAAAACUUUGUGGAUCGUUUAAACAUCAAUGGAGAGACGGAAAACAUGGUUGGCAGGAUGCUACUAUAGAUGAAGUUUUACCUCCAAAUUAUGUGUGGCAUGUUAGAGACACGAAUGGACCUCCAAUUGCGGCUGCAUUGAGGAGAUAUUAUGGAAAGGCUCCGGCCGUAGUAGAAGUGUGUGUACAAGCGGGCGCACGUAUUCCAGACGAGUACAAGCCGAUGAUGAGGCUUGACAUUGUAAUUCCUGAUUCCGAUGAGGUAGGAAUGAUUGCUUGAUGUUAUCUCACAAGUGCAUGAUCUGUUUAAGUGCAACUAUACAUUCACAGUCUUUAGCAAUUAGCAUGAGAAAAAUCUUCAGCAUGAUAUGUCUGAUUCCUUGAAUGGAUACCAGCUUUUGAUGUAUCCAACAUGUAUAUAUAAGCCAAUCGCAGAACAAAAAUCUUGAAAAGAUUACUCUCGCUAUCUUUCGUUAAGUAUACUCCAUGUGUCUUUAAAUAGAAGGUUCUUUUUGAAAAUCUUGUUUGUUUCUAAAUAUAUUCCUUAGACCAUUUACAAUGGACAUGUUGAAUAAUUUAUUAAGUAGUUAAAUGGGUGUAAUGGAGUGUUGAAUUAGGUGUUGAAAAUCAGGUGGAUUAAAUUGUGUUGAAUAUUUUUAUUAGAAAAUAGUACAAAUCACACCUAAAUAAUUGGCGCUGGACUUGGUAGGGAGAACCACGGUUCGAUUCCCCGCAACUGUGAUCGGGAGGGGGAUGAAACCACUUGAUGUCAAAACUCGACUCCGAACCGGACUAAACCGAUGGUAUA